Molecule: messenger RNA, 3629 nt
Organism: Delphinapterus leucas (beluga whale)
Lineage: Eukaryota; Metazoa; Chordata; Mammalia; Artiodactyla; Monodontidae
Gene: JOSD1
Product: Josephin domain containing 1
Biological process (GO): protein deubiquitination
Molecular function (GO): cysteine-type deubiquitinase activity
Source: RefSeq, a predicted model, not a curated record
AGAACUUAUAAAAAGGAAAAAAUUAAGGGAAAAAAGGAAUCUUGAUGACAUGUUUCCACAUCUCCUUUUCAUUCAAACCUGAAACAUCACCUUAGCCAGACACAGUGGUAACUAUAAGAGAGGACCAGAGACUUAACUGAGGGCACAGACAUCAGUGGAGAGACCUGGGCUAGAACCCAUCUUCUCAGUUGUAGAUCACUUCAAAUCUUAUGGCUCUAACCUCUGCCUAUGGUGACAAAAAUGAGAGGCUAGCGUACAGUCCAGAAUUUCCGUGGAAAUAAUUAAGACAGUCCUGAAUAGGAGUUUGCCGAGGAGUCUCAAGAAAACAUUCCACUGGGACAGAGUAGAAUUCCCAUGGAAUUCAGUGGGAUCAGUGUGUUGAAAUGUCCAGGAGACUGUUCAUUGUAGCUUUAGGUUUAGAGGUAGAAUCCUAGCUCUGCCACUCACUAGCUGUAUAUGACUGUACAAGUCACCAUAACCUCUUUGUACCUCAGCUUCCUUACUUACACUACGGGGUUAAUUUCUAUCUCAAGAUUGUUGGAAGGAUUAAGUGAUAAAUCUCAUAAAAAUAGCUAACACAGUGGGCACUUGAUUAUUGUCAAAGUAAAAACAAGCACUGGUAUAAUGGGCACACUGGAUGGAUCCCACUUACUCAAAUGGCCACUCUUCUAGGAGUGAGAUGGAAACCAUUCUUAGCAUUUCCUAUAUUGAUUGGUUUGACAGACACACGGUUAUGCAGUUGCCAUUGCCCAGCUGUGAGAGAUACAGAGGAGAUGAGUCAUCCCCUUUGCCUCGGGAGUUUACUAUUUUGUUGGACAUGUAUAAAAUAAAUGAAUUCUUCAGUGGUCCUAUAAGUUAGGAAUCAUUCCCAUUUUUACAGAGAAGCUAACAGGCAUGGAGACUAAAUCUCAGAAUUGAUAUUGACUCUGCUUGGAUGUGAACUCAGAUGUGUGUGGUCCUCCUGAUCUCCCUCCUUUUUCUACUGCCCUGGAGCCAGGAAGGAUUCCAUGGAAGAGAGGUGAAAGGCAUGCUGCCCCUUCCUUCAAGAUGGCCUUUCCUCAGGUCCCGGCCUGCGCCGCCUAUGAAAGCAAAUUAAUAGGAUUGGGAAUGCCUUCAGAACUGACCUUGUCAUGAGAUGGAGGAGUGGCUAAAGAGGCCUGGGCAAAGGUGGCUUAAAGCCAGUGAGCAAACCACACUGCAGUUGUCUCCAAACACCAUGGUGACCCCCCACAAGAAGAGCAUGCUGGGAAAUGGGAACUACGAUGUGAACGUCAUUAUGGCAGCACUUCAAACCAAAGGCUAUGAAGCUGUUUGGUGGGACAAGCGCAGGGAUGUCGGCGCCAUUGCUCUCACUAACGUUAUGGGCUUCAUCAUGAAUCUGCCCUCCAGCCUGUGUUGGGGUCCACUGAAGUUGCCACUCAAAAGGCAGCACUGGAUCUGUGUUCGAGAGGUGGGAGGUGCCUACUACAACCUCGACUCCAAACUGAAGAUGCCCGAAUGGAUUGGAGGCGAGGGCGAGCUCAGGAAAUUUUUAAAACAUCAUUUGCGAGGAAAGAACUGUGAACUCCUGCUGGUGGUACCAGAAGAGGUGGAGGCCCAUCAGAGUUGGAGGGCUGAUGUGUAACACAGUUCUACCCAGCCUUCCCUCACCUCAACCCCCGAAAUCCUCUGUGAUGUGCUGUGGCCUCUACAGUGGGUCUGCCCUUGCCACGUCCCCAAACAUCUCAUCGGGUUUUUCCCCUCACAUUUGACAGUGCAAUAGGACAGACAUGUAGACUGUUACAGAACGAACCAGCGUUACUUGUUCUGGGAAAGGAAAGUAGGAGCUCUGUGUGCUUAAGGCAAGCUAUGGAAGACUUUUGUUUUAUUUAAGAGAGGAGAAAGAAAGGUGGGUCUUAGCUUAUUUCCCCGUUUCUCUGAGGACUUGCCAGAGGCUCUGCUGGAGUUCACUGCUGCUCUGACUCACCUGGAGAUGCUGCCUUCACUUCCCCUUUCCUGCCAACCAGUGGGUCUGAAGACACAGUACAGGCAAAGCCCAUGCUGACGGGUUUGAAGGACUUAGAGCAAAAAGGCCUCUCAGGAAACCAUCUCCAAAACUGCAGCAGCAGUACAGCAUGCUGUCUCCAACCCUUAAUGCCGCCCUUACCCCGUUUUUAAGAGUGGUUUAUGGCCAUCCUUGGAGUUUUAUAAUGAAAAGUUCUCUAAUAUUCCAUGCCGGGCGGUUGAAUCCUGCGAUAUUCUAGUGUGACAGGGUGAGCUAGAUACCUAAGAGGAUGUGGCCAGAACCAGGCUGGGGCAGGCAUGGACAGCCUGUCCGCCUCACUCCAGCAUCAUCCCUCCCACUUCACUGCAUUGCACUGGUUUAGGAGGCUUUGAGGCACAAGAUAGGCAAAAGGGCAGUUUUCCCAGCUGACCCACUCUGGCAGAAAUCAGGAAAAAAAUAAGACUGCCUUUGACAUCAAAUUCUACUAGUUUGAGACAGAGUUGGGCAAGGAAAGUAUUGGGAAGAUAAGCCUUCAGAGACUUGGAGCAGCUAGAAUGGGUAGAAGUCCUAGGCUUGGAGUCACUGUAGUGACAAGAAGCAGAGCCCUCACAUUGGGUGGAUAUGUGCGUUACGCUUUGUCAUCUCUGUAGCUUCCUUUACAGAUCAACUGAGAAUGGACCUGCCCCCUACCUCUUUAAAUAGUUGUAGGCCACUUUUCUCCCCGUAACUUGGGAAAACAAAAGGAGAAGUAAGGGUCAUACUACACCGCCUGUCACCACAGUGGCUGUGGUUGUCUCAGGGCAGGUGGGCAGGCAAGGAUGGCCUGUCCAGCCCUCACAGGUCAGUGGUUUUGGCAGGUCUGAGAGCUGCCCCACUGGCCAGACCUCUCCAAUAGCAGAGCCAGCCUGGGGCUUGCAUGUCCAGCCUGAGCAAGCUUAACGGGAUGAAGCUGAGGCUUUCUCCCCACUGUGACUGGAGUGCAUGUUUACACCAGCACUUUUUCUGCACAUGUAUCUUCAAUCCAACAAGGCCAUUUUUUCUGCUGAGUAACAGAGGCCACCAAGCGGCAACUGCGUUACACCCUCUCAGCAAGUGGCCGCAUUGUCUUCUGCACCAUUUUCCACAGCAGACCUGCUUGGCACCACAGGGAGCUCUUCGCCCCCGCACAAUGACAUUCCAACCACCACCAGCCAGAAGUUACAGCCAACCUUGCUCAUUGUCACAAGCAGGACCUUGGGUCCAUUGGCACUGUCAGUGAUGUAAGCCAUUUCCUGGGAGAAGGAAACUCCUCGCCACCAAUCUGCUUGGGCCUGUGCAAAUGGCACUUCAAAGGAGUCCCCAUGCACUUGGAGUCCAUGAGCCAGUGGGAUAUAUGCAAAGACGCUUAAACAUUUCAGGGCUGGUUUCUCUGUUCAUAUCCAAUUCUGGUGCUUAGGAACAGGGACCUAUGCUGAUGCCCAAGGGCAAAAAGCCCCACUUCCUUUAAGAAAGGGGGCAGGCCUGACCCUGAUGCCCAGUAAGGGGCAACCCUAGGCUUUUUGUUUUUCUUGCUUUUAUUCCUUUUUGUUGGCCUUGUGCUGGGUUUGUUUACAAAAGAUGUAUUUUGUUUAACCAAAUAUUAAAAAUGGAAAACUCCAUACAUAAA